UUGCUCGCAAGCGCCCGCGCCGAAGCGCGGGAGUCUGGGAGCCGCCCCCCGCGCCCGGGCCUCCCGGUGCCGUCAGGUCGCUGGUGAAGCCCGCGGCGCGCGCCUUCCCCGGACCCUGCAGGGUAAGAAAAUGUCAUAUUUCAGCCUUUGUACCUGAAGUCAGAAUGCAAAUUUCAGUCCACAUGGAUGAGUGCCAACUUUUGCAUUUCCUCUGUGUAUCCUGUGACCAUUCAAUCUGGGAACAUCCUUCAAAGAGCUCAUGCAUCGUACUGAGGACACCUGACCUUUCGAAGCUUCAUAAUUCACGUCUAGAUGUCACCAGUCUUUCCCAUGUUAACAGUUCUGACUAUGUUUUAUUAUAUAUGCCUUCGGCGCCGAGCCAGGACAGCUACAAGAGGAGAAAUGAUGAACAGCCAUAGGACUAUAGAAUCAAACAGCCGGACUUCCCCUCUCAAUGCAGAGGUGGUCCAGUAUGCCAAAGAAGUAGUGGAUUUCAGUUCCCAUUAUGGAAGUGAGAAUAGUAUGUCCUAUACCAUGUGGAAUCUGGCAGGUGUACCAAAUGUAUUCCCAAGUUCUGGUGACUUCACUCAGACAGCUGUGUUUCGAACUUACGGAACAUGGUGGGAUCAGUGUCCUAGUGCUUCCUUGCCAUUCAAGAGGACGCCACCUAAUUUUCAGAGCCAGGACUAUGUGGAACUUGCUUUUGAACAACAGGUGUAUCCUACAGCUGUACAUGUUCUGGAGACCUAUCAUCCUGGAGCAGUCAUUAGAAUUCUGGCUUGUUCUGCAAAUCCCUAUUCUGCAAGUACACCAGCUGAAGUACGAUGGGAGAUUCUUUGGUCAGAGAGACCUACGAAGGUGAAUGCUUCCCAGGCUCGCCAGUUUAAACCUUGUAUUAAACAGAUAAAUUUUCCCACAAAUCUCAUACGGCUGGAAGUAAAUAGCUCUCUUCUGGAUUAUUACACUGAAUUAGAUGCGGUUGUGCUACAUGGUAUGAAGGACAAACCAGUGCUUUCUCUCAAGACUUUACUUAUUGACAUGAAUGAUCUAGAAGAUGAUGAUUAUGAAGAAAAGGAUGAUUGUGGAAUGGACAGUCUUAACAAAAAGUUUAGCAGUGCUACCCUCAGGGAAGGGCCAAAUAAUGGAUAUUUUGAUAAACUACCUUAUGAGCUCAUUCAACUGAUUCUGAAUCAUCUUACACUACCAGACCUGUGCAGAUUAGCCCAGACUUGCAAGCUACUGAACCAGCAUUGCUGUGAUCCUCUACAAUACAUCCACCUCAAUUUGCAGCCGUACUGGGCAAAACUAAAUGACACGUCUUUGGAAUUUCUACAGGCUCGCUGCACUCUUGUCCAGUGGCUUAAUUUAUCUUGGACGGGCAACAGGGGCUUCAUCUCUGUUUCAGGAUUUAGCAGGUUCUUGAGGGUUUGUGGAUCUGAAUUAGUACGCCUUGAAUUAUCUUGCAGCCACUUCCUUAAUGAAACUUGCUUGGAGGUUAUUUCUGAGAUGUGUCCAAAUCUGCAGGACUUAAAUCUCUCAUCCUGUGAUAAACUGCCACCUCACGCUUUCAACCACGUUGCCAAAUUAUGCAGCCUUAAACGACUUGUUCUCUAUCGCACAAAAGUAGAGCAAACAGCACUGCUCAGCAUUUUGAACUUCUGUUCAGAGCUUCAGCACCUCAGUUUGGGUAGUUGUGUAAUGAUUGAAGACUAUGAUGUGAUAGCUAGCAUGAUAGGAGCCAAGUGUAAAAAACUCCAGACCCUGGAUCUCUGGCGAUGUAAGAAUAUUACUGAGAACGGGAUAGCAGAACUGGCUUCUGGGUGUCAGCUUCUGGAGGAGCUAGACCUCGGCUGGUGCCCCACUCUGCAGAGCAGCACCGGGUGCUUCGCCAGACUUGCACGCCAGCUUCCAAACUUGCAGAAACUCUUUCUUACAGCUAACAGGUCUGUGUGUGACACAGACAUUGAAGAACUGGCAGGUAAUUGUACCAGAUUACAGCAACUGGACAUACUAGGAACAAGAAUGGUAAGUCCGGCAUCUUUAAGAAAACUCCUGGAAUCUUGUAAAGAUCUUUCCUUACUUGAUGUGUCCUUCUGUUCACAGAUUGAUAACAGAGCUGUGCUAGAACUGAAUGCUAGCUUUCCAAAGGUGUUCAUAAAAAAGAGCUUUACUCAGUGACUUAAUAUAUGUUCUGUAAUAAAAUUUAUAUGCUUUUGUAGGGUUUUAUUUGGUGAUUGGUUUUGUUAUUUUGCUUUUGUUAGUAUUUAUAGUGGUAGGAAUCAAGACAUUUGAAGGUUUUAAAGAAAAAUAUCAAAUUGUCCAUUAAAUCAAGUGAAAGAGUAAACAAAUGUUUUCACAAAAUACGGCAAGCACUUUCCUUCAAGAAUAUGUAAGUGGCUGAUGAUGUUUUUGUAUAUUAAUCAGUGAUAGUAUGCUUUAGCCAAUAAUUACAUGUUUAAUAAAAGUAAUAUGGAAACAUUGUAACUUAUUUUUAAAGGAGCACUUUGAGCAACAAAGUAUCAUGAUAUUUAUGCAAAAAUAAAAUGAAUUUUCACACCUCCAUGUAAAGAAUAUUGGAUCUUUUAUUUAUCCUUAUCACCUGGCCAGAGUUUUGUUUGAUACGGACAAAGUUAUCAGAACUAGUUGGAGCAAGAGACUUAUUUUUUAAACUGAUGCAUUUGUUGCAAGGUAUGUUAUUUCUCUCCCUUUUUUUAAGUAGGGGGCUGUCAUCUUUAAUGAUACAAAAGGUGCAUAGAGGAACUCUAAGUGAAUUUGUGGCAGAAACAAAGAAGAAAAGGAAACCCAAAGCAGGCUGCUUCUUAGUGCACUGGUUUAUGUUGAACUGUGCUCUGUCUGCUUAUCAUCUAAAACCCACCAAAAAAAAAAAAAAAAAACAGAAAAAACUGGUUACUUAACUAGUAUAAACAGUAAAACUUUUUUUUGGGUAGAAUACACCCAAUCAUGAAUUAAUUUACAAUAACUGUGCAACUUGAAAAUGUUUUAUUUUUUCACUUUUCCUCUAUAGAUUUAUCUAUUUCACUACUGGGUAAUACCAAUAUAAAAAUAUGGGCAUAACCAAGAACAAAAGGUAAACUACUAAAUGAAGGAGUUUUCCAACUGUUAAACAGAUGCCUUAAAAAUUUGUUAGAGGGAAAGAUUUAAGGCUUCUAAAUUCUAUGGGAAUUUUAUUUAUAUAUAUUUUCUUCUGUCCCCUGGCACCUUAAAUAAUUAAAAAUCAGCUACAGUAGGAAAAAAAGAAAUUGUUUCAUUAAGUAGUGAAUUGAUUUAGCUCUACUGCUAAGAAAGCAGGCAGAAAAUAUUUUCUGGCAUGAAAAGGCAGGACUAUUUUGAAUAGCAAACUUGUAUUAAGUUUGUAGUGUAACAAAAUUUAUUUUGCAAAAUUCAUUUUGCCACUUGGGCAAGAUGUUACAGUCCAACAGCUAAGUGCCCUAGAGUGAUCCUGUAGAACUGUGCUGCCCAAUACAGUAACUACUAGCCAUGUGUAGCUGUUUUAUUUUAAUUAACUGAAAUUUAAUUAAAACUUCAGUUCCUCAGUUGCACUAGCCACUUUUCAGGUGUUCUGUAGUCCCAUGAGGUUAGUGGUUAUCAUACCAGACAGCACAGAAGGUUAUCACAGAAGGUUCUAUUGGAUAGCAGUACUCCAGAGUUUUUUGUUUUGUGUGUGUGUUUGUUUUUUUAAGAAAACACAUUUAAUCUAAAAAUUAACACAGUUAAAAUAUGUAGGCAGUUUUUGAGGGUACUCUCAACAACAUAUAUAUGAAAUCUUCCCCCCGCCAAAGUUUUUAAGCUAAUGAUUUUAUCCAUAUGGCAAAUACUAGGCACUCAGUAAAUAUUUACUGAAUGACUACAAUAUAUCAUUGAGUUAAGCUAUAAAUAUUUCAAAUUUUUAAAAUGUAAAUAUUAUAAAUUAUUACUAGUAGUUAAAAGACAACAUUAAGUAUUAUGACACGUGCAAAGAGCUGGAGAUAGAAAAGCAAAAGGGAAGACAGAAAAGCAAAAGGGAAGAACUAGUGUUUAAUAUAAAGAAUGUAAUGUUGUGAUACUUAAAAUAUUAAAGAGUAACACAAUCUUUACUCCACGUAGGAAACCAUCCUUAUAAGAAUUGCUGUCCUGAUGAUACCCCUAGUAUUCCCCGCCCUGUCAUCUCUUUGAUGGAAGAAGCAAGUGGUAGUUGACCGAGGGCUUGGGUGUCCUUCAUUGUCAUCUUUAUGCAGUUGGAUAUUCUUUUCAUCCACAAAUGUAUGUAAACAUUUUAAAUAUUGUUGUAUUCAGUGGACCUUUUAGGAGGAUGAGAUGCAUAAGUUGACUACCAACUACGUGAAGGAGUACUUUUACCGUAAAAUAGCAGCUAACACUGAGUAAAUUCUUACUCUGUGCUAGGCACUGCUCUAGGUGCUUUUACUACCGUUGGUGUUGUUAGUUGCUAUAGAGUCGAUUCUGACUCAUGGCCACCCCAUGCGUGCAGAGUAGAACUGUUCCAUAAGGUUUCUAAGGCUGUGACCGUUCGGAAGCGGAUGGACAGGCCUGUCUUUUGAGGUGUCUCUGGAUGGGUUUGAACUGCCACCCUUUUGGUUAGUAGUCCAGCAUUAAACAAUUUCCACGACUCAGGGACUCCGUUCCUACCUGCAUUUACAGAUGAGAAAACUGAGGCAAAGUAAGCUUAAGGAAUGUACUCAUGGUCACAUAGCUGCUAGUGGCAGAACCAGCAUACAAACUGAGGCCAUCUGGCUUUAGAAGCAGUGCAUCCAAUCUAUGUUUUAAGUAUCCAGGGUGGCUUUGGUUCUAGAGCAGAGGUCAGUCAACUUUUUCUCUAAAGGACCAGGUAGUAAAUAUUUCAGUCUGUGCAGGCUGACAGCCAGAAUAUUUAGGAUAUUAUAUAGUUGUAUCCCCCACGUGUCUGUCAGUUUGUUGUACCGUGCGGGCUUGCAUAUAGCUGUGAUGCUGGAAGCUCUGCCACCAGUGACGAUACACAUGGACCUCGCCAGAUGGAACACACAGGAAUCAAAUCGACUACAUCUGUGGAAAGAGGUGAUGGAAAAGCUCAAUAUCAUCAGUCAGAACAAGGCCAGGGGUCGACUGUGGAACAGACCAUCAAUUGCUUAUAUGCACGUUCAAGCUGAAACUGAGGAAAAUCAGAGCAGGUCCACGAGAACCAAAAUACAACCUUGAGUAUAUCCCACCUGAAUUUAGAGACCAUCUCAAGAAUAGAUUUGACUCGUUGAACACUAAUGACCAAAGACCAGAGGAGUUGUGGAAUAACAUCAAGAACAUCAUACAUGAAGAAAGCAAGAGGUCAUUGAAAAGACAGGAAAGAAAGAAAAGACCAAGAUGGAUGUCAGAGGAGACUCUGAAACUUCCUCUUAAAUGUCGAGCAGUUAAAGCAAAAGGAAGAAAUGAUGAAGUAAAAGAACUGAACAGAAGAUUUCAAAGAAUGGCUCAAGAAGACAACAUUAAGUAUUAUGACAUGUGCAAAGAGCUGGAGAUAGAAAAGCAAAAGGGAAGAACACGCUCAGCGUUUCUCAAGCUGAAAGAACUGAAGAAAAGUUCAGCCUCAAGUCGCAAUAGUGAAGGAUUCUAUGGGGAAAAUAUUAAACGACGCAGAAAGUAUCAAAAGAAGAUGGAAGAAAUACACAGAGUGAUUAUACCAAAAAAUAUUAGUUGAUGUUCAACCAUUUCAAGAGGUAGCAUAUGAUCAGAAACUGAUGGUACCGAAGGAAGAAGUCCAAGAUGCGCUGAAGGCAUUGGCAAAAAACAAGACUCCAAGAAUUGAUGGAAUGUCAAUUGAGAUGUUUCAACAAAUGGGUACAGCGCUGAAGGUGCUCACUUGUCUAUGCCAAGAAAUAUGGAAGACAGCUUCCUAGCUAACCGACUGGAAGAGAUCCAUAUUUGUGCCAAUAACCAAGAAAGGUGAUCCAACCAAAUGUGGACAUUAUCAAACAAUAUUAUUAAUAUCACACGCAAGCAAAAUUUUGCUGAAGAUCAUUCAAAAGUGGCUGCAGCUGUGUAUCGGCAGGGAACUGCCAGAAAUUCAGGCCAAAUUCAGAAGAGGGCUAGAACCAGGGAUAUCAUUGCUGAUGUCAUAUGGAUCCUGGCUGAAAGCAGAGAAUACCAGAAGGAUGCUUACCUGUGUUUUAUUGACUAUGCAAAGGCACUUGACUAUGUGGAUUGUAACAAAUUAUGGAUAACAUUACAAAGAAUGGGAAUUCCAGAACACUUAAUUGUGCUCAUGAGGAACCUGUAUGUAGAUCAAGAGGCAGUUGUUCGGACAGAACAAGGGGAUACUGAUUGGUUUAAAGUCAGGAAAGGUGUGCGUCAGGGUUGUGUUCUUUCACCAUACCUAUUCAGUCUGUAUGCUGAGCAAAUAAUCUGAGAAGCUGGACUAUAUGAAGAAGAACGGGGCAUCAGGAUUGGAAAAAGACUAUGCAGAUGACACAACUUUGCUGUAAGUGAAGAGGAGUUGAAGCACUUACUAAUGAAGAUCAAAGCCCACAGCCUUCAGUAUGGAUUACACUUCAAUAUAAAGAAAACAAAAAUCCUCACAACUGGACCAGUAAGCAGCAUCAUGAUAAACAGAGAAAAGAUUGAAGUUCUCAAGGAUUUCAUUUUAUUUGGAUCCACAAUCAAUAGCCAUGGAAGCAGCAGUCAAAAGCAGAAAUCAAAAGACGCAUUGCAUUGGGCAAAUCUGCUGCAAAGGACCUCUUUAAAGUGUGGAAAAGCAAAGAUGUCACCUUGAAGGCUAAGGUGCACCUGACCCAAGCCAUGGUAUUUUCAAUCGCCUCCUAUGCAUGUGAAAGCUGGACAAUGAAUAAGGAAGACUGAAGAAGAAUUGAUGCCUUUGAAUUGUGGUGUUGGUGAAAAAUAUUGAAUAUACCAUGGACUGCCAAAAGAAUGAACAAAUUUGUCUUAGAAGAAGUACAACCAGAAUGCUCCUUAGAAGCAAGGAUGGCAAGACUGCGUCUUACAUACUUUGGAGAUGUUGUCAGGAGGGAUCAGUCCCUGGAGAAGGACAUCAUGCUUGGUAAAGUACAGGGUCAGCAGAAAAGAGGAAGACCCUCAACAGGAUGGAUUGAUACAGUGGCUACAACAAUGGGCUCAAGCUUAACAAUUGUAAGGAUGGUACAGGAUUCGGCAGUGUUUCGUUCUGUUGUGGGUAAGGUCGCUAUGGGUCGGGACAGACUCGACGGCACUUAAGAACAACAACAUAUAGUUGUAUAACUAGAAAGAAAACAAAUCUCCACAAAUUUUUAGUGACAAAAUCCAAAAUAUAAUAAUAAUGAUUGAGAACAACUUUUACUCAUCUAAUAAUGAAAAAAAUGGAAUUCUCUGGGGGAGAUAAUAUUUCACUUAAUUAAGGUUCAAAGUUAGUGUUCCCUAUCAUCAACAUUGAUUAUAAGUAUUCAUAUGUUAAUGCCGAUCUGUAAUAAGAUUUUACAUAUUUCAUCUUUUAAAACAUACUUUCUUACUGAUAAGCCCAUUGCCAUCAAGUCAGUUUCAACUUAUAGUGUCCCUAUAGCACAGAGCGGAACUGCCCCAUAGGGUUUCCAAGGAGUGGCUGGUGGAUUCAAACUGCCAACCGUUUGUUUAUCAGCCAGACUCUUAACCACUAUAGGUAUUGCCAAAUGUGUAUGUUAAUCCACAAGAAUAUGAUUUUCAUUGAGCAUGUUCAUCACUUGGAAGGCAUUGAUAGAAUUUUAUAAGAUGCUUUCUUCUCUUGAUAUUUCCCUUUUUUAGCAUGUUAUUACAUUGCAGAUAUCACUUUCAAUUGAAGGUUAGGUGGAAGCUCCUCAAUUGCACAGUUAAGUGGGUUUUGAAAAAUGGAAAUUUCCUUUGCACUUGCCUCAAGGUUUUAAAAAAUGCUGCUGGAACUGUAGUUUCAGCUCAGAAAAUACAUCUGCUGCAGGUUUAUGUGGGAAUGGAAAUCUUGUUUCACAUUUUGAGAGCAUAGGACCUGUGUAAAGCAACCUGACAUUACUUGUGAUUCAAAUUGAGUUUCACAUGUAAACGCUGUUUUACCUUGUAAUUUUUGGUUGGAUUCACUACAAAACAUUAUAAAGUCUGUAGCAAAAGUUAAUUUCUAAAGUUAUUCAGUGUUCGGUAGUAGUGAUUCAGAGCACUUCUUCUUAUGCAGAAAAUUUUGAAUAUUGGCCUUGAACUCAAAAAAUCACAAUAAAACUACCACCGCUUGACCAAGAAACCUCUCUCUGGUAGGGCAAUCAGGACAUUCAUCUUCUGUAUCUGACAAAAGAUAAUGGAAUUGAUAGCAAAUGAAGUUAUCUGUUGGCAUUACUGGUUCAGUAACACAAGACUGAGUCAGAUAUGUUCUGCAAAGUACCUGCUGAUGAAUAAUACAGUAAAUAACCAUAGGCUUAAAUACCUUACAUUUUUACAAGCUUUGUGAAUUUGACCAACUAAAACUUUUGUUGUUGUUGUUCUCCAUGUAUUUUUGCCACCAUCAGUUGUAACACAUCUUAGCAGAUUCUACUUCAGGUUGUACUAGCAUCAUGUUUUCUCUACUUCUUAGAAAUUAGUCUCACCUGCACUUGUUCACACAGACUACUCAUAGAGGCUGACUUUGCAGUCACUUCACAUCUGGCACUGACUCAUCAAAUAAACAACUACUGAGCAGUAUCAGUAACAUCUGUUGACUCACAAAGAGCCAAGGAAAACCACUCAAAAUCGUUUGCCUUAUUUUUUAUUGAAUAUUGAUGUUGUUCUCAAUUCUUCAAGCAACUAUUCUUGCCAAAAGGCUAAUAGUCUUAAACAAGUUUGUUUACUCUGGAUGCAUUUUUUUCAGCUGCUGCAAUCAAACACAAUUUAAUUGACUCAUCAUUGGUAAAAGGCUUUUUCUUGCUUGGCUAACAAAUGAGUCAUUUGGAAACUCACUUUGGCCUCAGCUUCAUUUUCAUUUUUGUAAAGAAAUUCUGCUGUGAUGAGAUAUAUUGGCUUAAAUUUUCUAGUUUUUCUGGCCACUGCAUUCCUGUGAAUUGAGAAUAUUGUGAUGAGUGCUUAGUCUGGUAAUUUUGGUAAAUACCAUAUUUUUACACAAAUAACACAAGCCUUCUACAUUUGUUUGCCAACUGCACCCUCCUCGUACAAUAUUUUCAUAAGUGUGCUAUGCUAACUUUUUUACAGCAACAUGUGAAAAAUUGGCAUAGCGGCACUUAUGUAAAUACCUCUCUGGGGGAGGGCACGGUUGGCAAGCAAACAAACAUAGCAGACACACCUUAUUUGCGUAAAAACAUGGUAUAUUCUUUUAGAACAGCUACAGGGUUUCCAUGAGUCAGAAUCAACUCUUGAGGAAAACUAACAACAACAUAGUGUCAUUGCAUGUUAAACACAAUGCUUUGUCAUUUGAUUCAGUAACAAAACCCAUACUCCAUUGUUACUUAAAAGCAUAACAUUUGAAGUCCACUUUUUUUUUCUACUUGUUUUGACAUUAUAGGUAUGCACUGGUGAUAAAAAUAUAAAAUAUUGUGGUGUUGUUGAGUUGUAACUAUAUCCAUGUAAUUCAUAGUGUGCCACGCAGCAGUGCAAAAUGGUGAAAGCACCACAAAGGUCUCUGUUGCAACUCCUCCACUCUGCCAUUGUAGUGUGAAAGCAACCAUAGACAAUAGGUGAAUGGAUGAGGAUGGCUAUGUGCCAAAAAAAUUUUAUUUAUGGAUACUGAAAGUUGAAUUUAACAUAAUUUUCACGUCACAAAAUAUCUUUCUUCUUUUGAUUUAAUGUUUUAUCGAACAUUAAAAAACUAUAAAAACCAUUCUUAGCUCACAGGCUGUACAAAAAUAAGGAGCGGGGUAGAUUUGACUUGUGGACACCUACCUGUUCUAGGGAAUUCUCAGAUCAGACAGUAAACCCAGGUUUGCCCAUUCCUAAUUCUGUAAACCACACUGAAACCUCUCUCAGCCUUUGUCUUGCUCAUUUUACUCUUUGGAUUUUAAAAUAAAGAACAGUGUUUUAUUGACUUAGAGAAAACCAAAGUGUUUUCCAUAAGAGAGAAUUUAUGUAGACUGUAUCUGUUCAUUAAAAUUUGAAGCCAAAUGACCCAUUGUUAUUAGCAUGGCCAACUUACUUAAAUUUUUAUAUAAUGAGCAUUUUGCUAAGGUAAAUUAUUUUCCCAGUGACUAGUAAUAGAUAAAUAUAUGUCUCUGACCCUUGUUGAGAGCAUAGAGGACCCUCUCAAUUUAAACUGCUCCGAAAUAAGAUCCUAGAAACAUACAAGUGUAACAAAACAUUUAGACAGUUAAUAUUCUUCCUUUCCUGUGGAGUGAUUAAUUGUGAGCCUGUAUGUCACAAAGGAAAACUGAGUUCUUUGUAGAAGUGUUUUUAUUUUAGGUGUUUCCCAGGAAUUAAGACUGGAAAACAUAUCUGCAAGUGUGGUAAUACUAACCAGGGAAGAGUCGGUAAAAAUUACAUUUGGUUACCAUGCAUGUUGUGGGAGAAAAAUGUGGCAGCCUGCUUCUGUAAAGAUUUACAGCCUUGGAAAACCUAUGGGGCAGUUACUCUGUCCUUUGACAGUUGGAAUCAACUUAUCAGCGCUGGGUUUUUGACCACGUAUGUUAAUAAUGAAUGUUUGGAUUUUUAGUUUGUAAGGUAUUAAAAAGAGCGCUUAAUACUGACAGUAAUUUUCAUCUUCAAAGCCACGUAUCAAACAUUUAUCAGUGUCACAUCUAGUUUUUCUCCCUUUUAGCACCUUUGAUAUUGAUACUUCAGAAGAACUUUUUAUUUAACCACCCUGAAAAUCUUGUCAAUGACCCCUAAAAGAAUGUUAAAAAAAAAAAAGAAUGUUAGCUAUUGCCAAAAAACUAUUCUAGCAGCUACCUUUUUGUACUUGCAGUUCUAUAGCAGUAUAUUAAUGUCCCUAAGAAACGAGAUGGCGAUUGGAAGGAAUAGCUGCAGGUCAAGUGGAAAAGGUAAAUUAAUUAGAGAUCACAGUUUAUUACAUGUUUUUUAUAAAUACAGAGACUAAGGUUUUUCCUUUGAUACAACAUGUACAUGAUAUUUUUGCCUAUAAAUUUGAACUUUUGACUUUAAUUUUUAAGGAUAUGAAUACUACAAAUGGCUUUGACUAUAUUUUAAAGGAAAAAGAUUAUGUCAAAACUGACAUUUUCAGAGGAUGGAAUAUUUUUAUCAAUAUAUGUGGUAAAGUAAUAUAAAUUAGUGAAGUUUUCUUACAGUUAGAAAAUUUUUAAAGAAAAAUUUAAAAGUAAACCAAUUAAAUGAUCAGAUGCAUUUGAGUAGGAUACAACAAAGGUAAAACAACUCUGUUACAAGUGAGAAUCUAUACAGACAACUGACUGUGAAUGUUUUAAAUUUUAUUUGUAUAAAAUUGCCACUCAGUGUCUAAUGAUGUCUAUUGUUUGUUUUAUUCUGUACUUUAGAAAAAAAAAAUUUUUUUUUUUUUUAGAAUAAUAAGGUAAGGUUGAGUAUCGUAUUAGCUCACUUUUCAAACUGAUCAUUUCAGGACAUUGCUGAACAUGUUUGGGUAAAUAGGUUUGUGUCAUAGCCCUUAUGAAACUAGAUGAGAAUAAGCCUGGAAGAUGAACCAUUAUUUUUGUACUGAACACUAACAAAUAAUCCUCAUGCUGUGAGAUGACACCAGCUUGGCUGCAUUUUAAACUUUACAUGAGCCUGCAAUUAAAUAAACUGUAAACUGAGUUCACAUUGUUAUUUACUUCUUUCUGCCUUCUCAGUAAUUCCCCCAAAUUAAGAUAUAUUUACUUAAACAUCCACCAAAGUUUGAUACAGUGUAUUGUGGUAUUCGUGUGGAAGCCAGUCCCUUUAUUAGUAAUUAGCUUUUAAAUUGUUCCAGAAUUCUUAGUCACACCCAAACUGCUUUGCUGGAAUGGAAUGAAUAGCGCGAGGUAAGAUACAUUUAUCCAUCUAUUUCUUCAACAAAUACAUACUAACAGCUGUGUGCUAGGCACAGAUUGGGGUGGGGCAUACAGAAUGCAUAUGAAUAACCACAGAACAAUUUAAGAAAAAACUUUUAUAUGGCAAGAAAAAAACCCUGUAGUGAAAUAAGCAUGGAAUGUAGAGGGUUAAAGUUAGGCAGGUUUCUUUACUGCUGGACUUCAGGUCAGUCUUUAAUAGGCCAAUUGAAUCCUCAGACAAGGUGGGUGAGUUAAGGAAUGCAGUGUUUUCCAGUCUUAUGUUGCUUUAAUUUUUGUAUGUUGUGCUAGUCCAUACACAUCAAUUGUGUAUUAAUAGAAAAAGGUAGACAUUUUAGAUAAGCUUCUGAUCAGUGACUAUUUAACAAGUGUUUAAUAUGUAAUGAUUUUUUAAUGUAUAGUAACAGCAGUUCAGUACAAUCAUUUGUUUUGCUGAGGUCUGAAAUUGAAAAGGAUAAUUUAUUACAAGAAUAAUAUCUUCUCAAAUAGGUACUUGUAUGUGAACCCUAUUGUAUGUGUAGUCACAUAUAUAUACACAUAUACUUAUUUCAGUCUCUCAAAUAUGUGUUUAAUUUAUGCUCCUAAAAUUUUUUUAGUGAGAAGAUGUAUUUCUACAGAGCUUUCCAUGGAAUAUUUAUAGAUAGCUGCUAGGAUUACAACAAUAAAAACCAUAGAAUUGUUAAUACUAACAAAUUCUGGCACACCAAUUGUUCUUAUUUGAGAUGUUUUUGCUGACAGAUACCCCAAAGAAAUACUGUUGAACUUCUUGUUAACUUUGUUUAAAAGUCCUAAAAAUAAUUCUCCCCAAUAAAACAUAAAAUAAAUGGUUCUAAUAAUUAUUUAUAAUCAGAAAUAUUUGUAAAUUUGAAAGACCUUAAGAUGUGUAUAUCUAGCAUACGUUACCGUGGUUGGUUGUCAGCAGUAUGUGCCUGACUGUGUGCCUCUAUGUAAAGAGAAACACUGGUUAGACUUUCAGAGCUCUGUUCUGCCUGUCUUUCAAAAUAUCUUCAGAUUUUCCUUCUAUAUACACUCCUUGCCAAAAUGAAGAGUCGCGUUUCCUACCCUAGGUGCAUCAGCUUUACCAGGGCCUGGAGUGGAGCCCUGGUGGCACAAUAGUUAAGAGAUUGGCUGUUAACCAGAAGGUCUGCAGUUCGAAUCCACUAGCUGCUCCUUGGAAAUCCAAUGGGGCAGUUCUACUUUAUACUAUAGGGUCGCUAUGAGUUGGAAUCGACUUGACAGCAAUGGGUUAGAGUGUAAGUAGAGCAGUAUUCCCAGAGCGUCAUCAGUCCUCAUUCCUCAAUACCUUCAGUCCUUCUAAAUCUCUAUAAAAAGCCACUAGUUUCAGUUUUAACUCUAACCUAAAGUCUUCCCUCAUAGAUCAAAUUGGGCCAUCAGUUUCUUAAAGUUCUAAACAUUAAAAUACCAAAUGUUAAAGGAGGUGAAUUUCUUAAAGCUAGUGGCACACUGAUAAAUGUUUACCAACUCUUGAUGGAGCGAAGGGGGUCAGGAGGGAAUCCCUGAUUGGUGGUGUUUUCCAAUUCCUCUGGUGUAAAUACUCCCACCAUGGCUGAUUUCAAGCUAUCGAUGUGAAAUCACUCAAAACUGAGUUCGGAAGAGAUGCACACAAUUUACUGUUUUGAAUUUGUGCAAGCUGGCUGUAGCUCACGCUGCCAAAUGAGGUUAUUAAGCAUUGAUCUAAUUUUUGAAAAAUAGACCUAAUAAGCUAUAGCUAGCUUUCCCACAGGGGUGGUAUUAUCUGUAGUCAAGUGGUCCUUCAAAAUCUGUAAAAUUCCUCCUUGCCAUUGAAUACAUUGCAAGACUAAAGGAAAUUUUGCUAAUGUCCGAUAAUCAUUAGUAUGAGAAUUAAGAACAUUAAUAAGAAAAACUUUGAAAAAAAUUAUGAGAAGCAAAUUAUUUUUGCUGAUGUAAAUCUGACAUCAAUCAUGUAAAUUGAGACAGCAUAGUGUGUUUGUGGGGUUAUAAUUUCAAAAAACAUUCCCUGUAUUUCCUUGGAACUUGGAAAUUAUAUCCCCAGAUAAAUUGUGACAUUUACUUUCUGCAUGCUGGUACAAUUUUACAUUAUGAAAUUGUCAUGUAGAUUCAUUACACCUAUUUUCCAAACACAAAUGACCAUAAUUCAAAUACAUACCUAUCAUAUGCCAAGCGCUGAGCUGCAUAAAAGCACUCUAUCACUACUGUAUAUGCAAGCACAUUGAUAUUUAAAUAUUUUUACAACAAAGAUUCUUGGUUUAGGAACCUUAGGAUUUUUACUUUUGAGAUCUUUCUGUUUCAGGUACCAGAUUUUUUAUCUAGAUUUGGGAGCAUUUAUGCAUUAGCUCUUAUUAGGCUAUAAUGAUUAACAACCUCAGAAAUUUCAGUGGCUUUCAACAGCAUGUAUUUCUCAAUUGUGCAGCAUGUUGGUGACUGGGGGUUUGUUGCCACACCUGUGCUCCAGGAUAUGGUACAGGUUCAGUUCUCCUCCACCUAGCCUGAAAGUGCAGGUCCCUGAAAUGCCCCUUUCUCGUAGUAGAGGGCCCUGAAAUGAGAGCUGGCAGACACAGGAAGUGCCUCUAAAAGCAUCUCAAAAAAACCAAACCCAGUGCCGUUGAGUCAUUCCGACUCAUAGCGACUCGAUCUACGUGGGUACAAUGCACAUCGAGUCUGCUCACAUUCUAUUGGUCAAAACAGGUCAUGUGCCCAAGCCCAGUCACUAGACAAUAAGACUGUUGCCACAUGGAGUCACACCUAAAGGUUGAAAGAACAAAUAAUUCAAAACAAUAAUAUUAUCUGCCACUAUAAGUAGUCAAAAUUAUAUGGAAGAAAGAAAUUUCAUUUAAAAAAUGGUAUUGUUAAUUAUAUUGGUUUCGGUUUUAAAUUUUUAGAACGAUCUUUCAAGAUUUGUGUGUAUUUUAUUUUUUGGAAGAUAAAAAGACUUUUCCAAAUGUCACUAUCACCUAAUGCUGAAAAAAAAAAAAUUCUGUAGGAAAUAAAAAAUAUAAUAAGCUAAUAGAAAUGGGUCUAGAUCAUUGAUGGUGCACUAAUGGAAGUAGUAAGGGGGGAUCAACAGUCAGAGCUGACUUGCAAACUGGACUUUGCUACUUUGGGCUGUUAUUUAACUUUUUUGAGUCUCAACUUCCUUAUCUGUAAAAUAAGAAAGUUGUUCCACAAGCUUUUUAAGGUUAUUUUUACUCUAAAGCUUUCAUUCUAAUGCCUUUUUUAUUGUCAUCUAAUUAACAAAGCAUAUCCUCCUGCAGUUUUUAUUACAGUUUAACUCAUUGUUUUUCUUGGAAUUAUGGCAGAGCAGUGGAAUUUUAAUUUUCUUUUAUUCAUAUCCCACCUUAUUCAAAAAUGGAUUUCAGAUAAACAGAAUACAAUCCACCUUGUUUUUAAUGUUAAUAUUCAAAGUUACCAGGCUUUAAAACACCCAGGCCACUAAAAUGCUGUUCAGUUACUCUGAGAUUUGCUGGUUUGAACAUCGUUAUAUAUAAUAAUCACCUGGGAGCUUGUUUAAAAUGUAAAUUCCUACUCCCAAACCCUCCAUAGAUUCUGAUACUAGAUAGAGCCCAGAGAACUGCAUUUUUAACAAGUACCCCAGGUGUCCAACCUCGUCUAAGCAGUACAAAUGCUGUGAGUUAUUUUGGUAAUAAUGAAAACAGACACAUACUCUGGAAUAGUACAUACUUAGUAUAAUCAUUUAAAAUUAGUCAUUAAUGCCAUACUUCUCAAUUAUACGUUAUUUGGUGUUUGUAUUUUGUCUUCAUGGAUUUAAUUUUUUUGUCACCACAUUUAGUAUACUGGAUCUCUGUGAAUGAUGGAAUUAUAGUUAUAUAUAAACUUUAGAAAUUUGGAAACCAAAAUAGUAAUUUUUUUUUAUGUGGAAGUCCCCUUAGCACUCUCCAAAUGCAUACAUGUAGAUCAAUCUCAGAAUGAAAUACUCCAAAAUUAGAACUACUAUUGGAUCAUGGUAACAGUUGGUGUCUUAGGCUGGGUUCUCUAGAGAAGCAAAACCAGUAAAGUGUAUAUAUAGAGAGAGAGAGAUUUAUAUCGAGGAAACGGCUCAUGCUAUUGUAGAGGCUGGAACAUCCCAAGUCCAUGGAUCAAGAUAGAGGCUUCUCCUGAUUCACGUAGCCACAGGGGCUGGUGAACCCAAGAUCGGCAGGUCAGAGAGCAGGGCUCUUGCUCACAGGCUGUGAAAAUUGACAAAUCCCAAGGUCUACAGAUGAGCUGCUAGUUCAAGUCCCAGGAACCAGAGAUCAGAUGAACAGGAGCCAGCUGCAGGAUCCAGAGCAGGCAAAAGUGAGAAUGUCUGCUUAUAUUCGGAUUCUAGCCACACGCCCAAGGAAACUCCCUUUCAACUGAUUGGCUGCUCACAGCAGAUACCAUCAUGAAGGUGAUCACAUAUAAAUCAUGGCCCAGGCAAACUGACACAAUCUUAACAAGCACGGUUGGAUUAUGUUGGAAAUACUCCAAAAUUAGAACUACUGUUGGAUUAUGCUUCUUCCUUUGUCUCCUUACACUCUAAAUUCCACCACCAUAAACCAGUUGCUCUCCAGUCAACUCUGUCUCAUGGUGACCUGAGUGUUUCAGACUAGAACUGUGCACUACGGGGUUUUCAAUAGCUGAUUCUUCUAAAGUAGAUGGCCGGGUCUUUCUUUCAAGGCACCCCUGGGUGGACUUGAACUUCCAACCUCUCAGCAGCUGAGCAUGUUAACCAUUUGCAGCACCCAGGGACUCCCCACUGCUAUGGUACUCCUUUUAAAACAUAGUCAGACCGUGUGUUUUUUGUUGUUGUCAUUGUUAAAACCCUCUAGAAUAAAAACUAAAUGCUUUAACCUGGCUACCUAUAGAAUCUUAUGUCUCCCAUGCUCCCCCUACCUCAUUGCAUCACCGUCCUUGCUGAAGAGCUCUGCUUAGAAUGCUCUUCCCCAUAUGUCCUCACAACUCCAUCUCUUAAAUACUGCCUAUGCAGAGAGGUGUUUAUUGAUUGUUCAAAAUAUAAAAUCAUAUUCCCUUCCACCCAUUAAUCACUAGCUCUUGUACCCUGCUAUGAUUUUAUUUAUAAUAUUUAUGACUGUUUGACAUACAUUAUAUUCAUUUGUAUCCACCCCUCUGUAAUUUUAAGCUCUAUAAGCACAGAGAUUUUAUUUUGUUCACUGCUGUCUGGUACACAGUAGGUACUCAUUAAGUAUUUGUUGAAUGAAUUUUGGUGAUUAUCUACAGGUCAGCCUGUCUCCAGGCAAGAUGAUUAAGAAUCCAAGUUUCAUAAAGUAGGCAAUAUUUUUAAAGCCAAUUUUAUUUUCUCUUAAUUUCUCAUCUAUUUGGAAAGCCACUUUAAUUUACUACUUUCAGAUUUAUCACUCCUUUUGCAAACUUGAUCCUUUCCAUCCUUUUCUAGUCUAUUUUCCAAUUAUGUAUGAUACUUUAUUUUGAAUUACAGCAACUUAAAGUUGAUAUUUCCUUUCAAAAAGUUUUAAUUACUUAAUUGAAAUAUGAAACUCCAACUAUAAAUUCAAUGUUGGUGAAAGGCACCAGACUUACAUUCCCAUAAAACUGAGCACUUACUUUCAUUGGAUGCAUUUAUAGGAGAGGUAUAUGUAUGGGUAAUGUUGUUGUCAUUGCUGGUAGGUGCCGUCAAGUCCGUUCCAACUCAUAGUGAGCCUGUGCACAACAGAAUGAAACACCGCCCUGUCCUGCACCAUCUUCACAAUCGCUGCAAUGCUUGAGCUCAUUGCUGCAGCCACUCUUUCAGUCCAUCUUGUCAAGGGUCUUCCUCUUUUUCGCUGACGCUCUACCAAGCAUGAU
This is a messenger RNA of Loxodonta africana (African savanna elephant), 17711 nucleotides long. RefSeq names its product F-box and leucine rich repeat protein 4 (gene FBXL4). The record is from RefSeq and is a predicted model, not a curated record. Gene Ontology annotation, molecular function: protein binding. Bases 313 to 2178 code for a protein of 621 amino acids. Lineage: Eukaryota; Metazoa; Chordata; Mammalia; Proboscidea; Elephantidae. Gene Ontology annotation, biological process: SCF-dependent proteasomal ubiquitin-dependent protein catabolic process. Gene Ontology annotation, cellular component: SCF ubiquitin ligase complex. The transcript is spliced from 9 exons.